AAACAGCGCCCUCUGUAGUCAUUGUAGCAGCGUGAACAAAAUGGCGGCCCCCACGAAUUCAUUGGGACUGGGAGUUUAUGUUGAAGUUCGUCAGCAAAUUCGCGCCGUACAAGCUGUUUUGCGUAUAAAUUCGUCGGUGGUGAAUGACGAUACCCGCAGGCCAGAAAGGUCAGAAACGCAGAACCCCGGCAGAGUGCAGGUAGAGAUUCACCCGGAGACGCUGCACUUUGUGACUUCAUCCGAUGACUGCCGCAGUGUCUUCUCUUUAGCUCCGAUCAGGAUCCUGCCUAAAACCUGCAACGGCCUGAAUUGGGUGGAGGAUGAAGGCCUUCACAUGAGGCUACAGUUGGCGGGGACCAGGGAAGCAGGGAACCAGCUUGAGCAGGAUGAAGCGAGAGAGAAAGAAGAGCUUGAUUUCUUGAGGAGCACAGCUUGUGUCGUGGUGUGCGGAGUCUGCAGUGGCAAAGUUGCGACCAAUCCUUGCAUUUUUGACAGGGUUCUGCCCCUUCCGUCGGAAAAUUGGCGAGAGAUGUCCGAAACCUGGUGCUGCCAUGGUAACGAAGGAACCCGGACGUUUGCCAAUCGGUCGCUGAGACCACAGGAAAGAGAUUGCCUUGUGGGAAAUCUGUACUUCCUGUUGCAUCCCAGCAUGCUUUGCAAGGACGCUGUACUGCUCACGUCGCAAAAGGGAAAACAAAGGAGCUGUGGUGUAGCGGCAGAGAAGAGUGAGACACUACAUCUUUUAUGUAGGAGAUGCCGUUCAUCCCUUGGUGAAGCCGUAGCAGAUGUCAAUAUACGUGAAGGUGAGGAAUGGCAAGCUGUCCACUCUCUGAAGCUCUUCAAGCACAGUAUACGUAUGCAACCACAAGGAGAGGAUCCAGCAACCAAGAAUGUAUUCAACUCUUAUAACACCGAAUUCUACCUCGCCAAGCAUCUAGCCUCAUUGUCUCAGAUGAACACAACGUUUAAAUUCAUUCUGGAGGAGGAGUCUAGCAGACAGCCAUAUUUACUGCUGUGGUUGCUAAGCUCGGACACUCUACUUCUAACCAGCGAUGCCUCGCCGGUUGGUUACUCUGAUGCCCGUUUCCAUGGUUACCAACAUCAGAGAGCCUGCGACGUCUCAAAUGCGGCCCAGUGUAGUUGCGGUGAAUGUGGCUGUAUAGGAGACUCUGAGAUUAAAAGGCAAGCUGUUGACGCACAUAGGAUUGUCAAGGUGCUGUACCAAACAUCAUGGGACGAGGAAGGAAAACGGUUGCAUGCUCAGUGGAGUAAAGACCUGUCCAUCAUGUGUAUACCACUGCCCAAAGCUACGUGUUUAGAACUGAUGUUACUGUUAGCUACUAGUCAUCAACAUACACCGGCCUCAAUGAGGAACAUGAAUGGUUUCAAGGUCGGAUAUCUUCGCUAUUGAAGCAGCGGGCGGAUUGCAUCGUUUUGACUUUUGUUGACAUUUAACCUGGUGAUUUCAAACAGGUCCUUCUCCAUUAUCCACAUAAAUGAUGCAGGUAGGAGAUCAUAUAAGAAAAAACGUUUCCUUUAAAACAAAUGUGUACCUUCCACCUUAAUUUCAUUUGGUGGACAUUUUCAUCAUUGUCGUCAGUUUCUUUGGUAGCUGUAGUCUUAACUUUCGGAGCUUACGUGUCAAAGUUUUCGACUUGUUAUUAUGAAGACUGUAGAUUAAUCUCAGUGAUGAACGAUUAAAAAUCUUUACAGAACCUGUUUACAAAAGGUUAAAAGGUAGUAUCUAAACGGCCUUUGUGGCGUCGUUGUAUGGAAAAAUCUAUAUUUUUACCUGAUAGGAUCGGUUACUUCUUUUAAAGAACCACCUGUAUGUCCCACCAUAAGAAAUUCGCUGGCUGCUCAGGUAUAACACUUAAGAAAGUUACCAUCAUAAUUAGGGUUGUGUGAAUUCCGCGGAAGAUAGUAUACACUUUUGCUAACGUGAUAAAACCAUGUAUGAAAAAUUGCAACAUUGCGGCAUACCUAUGUCAGCAAUGCUCUAUCUAUUCAGUUGAUCGUGCCAAAUUCAAAUCUAGUUUUUUUGUGAUUUCAUUCAGAUUGAGUAUUUUUGGCUCGUUGAAGUUUUUCUUUUCUUCAGAUUGUUUUAUUUCAAAUGGACAUUUCUCUUCAUCACACGAUUACAAGUUGGUUUAUUUUAAUUGUAGAUAGCAAGGUUCACACGUGUACACAUUGUCGCUAGACGCGUUUCUUUUUCUUUUCAACGUAACUUUAGUCUUGCCUUUGUGGGCUGCUGACAUAUAUUAAAGUAAAGAGUAAAACAGUUUUCUGUCAUAAUGUGACUUUUAUUUUGUUUUCUGUCUUUUAUGUUUUCCUCAUCAUGGGAAAUAAACAUUACGUCACUGUAAACGGUGGAUACACAAAUUCCCAA
Molecule: messenger RNA, 2389 nt
Organism: Patiria miniata (bat star)
Lineage: Eukaryota; Metazoa; Echinodermata; Asteroidea; Valvatida; Asterinidae
Gene: ube3d
Product: E3 ubiquitin-protein ligase E3D-like
Exons: 10
Coding region: 41-1411 (456 amino acids)
Biological process (GO): protein autoubiquitination; proteasome-mediated ubiquitin-dependent protein catabolic process; protein polyubiquitination
Cellular component (GO): nucleus; ubiquitin ligase complex; cytosol
Molecular function (GO): cyclin binding; ubiquitin protein ligase activity; ubiquitin conjugating enzyme binding
Source: RefSeq, a predicted model, not a curated record